ACCGCGCUCAUUGUCACUCCAGCUCUCCUCACACACAAGGGUAUUAGUGCCGCUCAGCAGCCUGAAGCUCCAGAAGCCGCUGCCCUCCCCUUGAGCCUUCUUCGCAGACAAAAAACUGGAGUAAUUGCUUUUCCUUACCAGGUCUGAGCAGACCCCGGACUUUUCUGCUUCAUCCAUAAGUGAAGGCAGCACUUUGAGGUGACGUGUCCCCUCCCCGGCGUCCCAGCAGGCAGGCAUGGCAGACGGUCGGCAGCCGGAUGAGCACUGGGCCUCAAACGGCCAAGAGAACGGCGAGAAUGGGUACUCCGCCUACAGCUCUGCAUACAGGGAGAACGGAUACCACGGUGGGGCAGCUGCACACCCUGGGACGACAGUGGAUGACUCAGCCAAUUUGCCUCCCUCCCCUCCCCCCUCUCCAUCCGCUGAGCAGAUUGGGCCCGUGGCACAAGCCCAGCCAGAAGAAUGUGUCAGCAAGGCACCAUGUGAGUCUGCCACGAAAGAAGAGGAAACUCAAGGGGCAUCCAUUCCUCAGGAGGGUACAGUUGCAAGAGCAACCACUCAAAGUGAAGAACUUGCCUCGAUUGAACCUUCAUCGCCCCUUGUAAAAGGGGAAGAGCUCCUCGAAACCUCCUCAACUGAGCCAAGGGAUCUAGCGGAGGAGUCAGAAAUGACUCACCUGCUUGUAAAGUUUGAAGCCAAAGAAGCAAAACAACCUUCAUUCACAGAAGAGUUGUCAGAUCGUGUGGAGGAAGAACAAGGGGAACGUAUCCUACAAACUAAAUCAGAAAGUCCCUCUUGUCAAGGCCAAGAUAGUAGCAUUGACAUUACGGAGGAUAAGCCGCCCGUGACUGAUGAUAAUAGGCAAGAAACCAUCAAGUCAAGAACAGACCAAGCUACAGAAUUAGAAGACAUAUCAGAUAUAUUUUCAGAGGAAGAGUCUGGUGCAAAAACAUACUUUGAAACGUCCUCAGAAAGCAAGGAAGCCCAAAGCUAUUAUGAACUCAGCACAGCAGGAGAGCCCCAAUCAAGUGGAGAAACCAAAAGGGAUAUGCAGAUUAUUGAGGAAAAACAAGAGACAAGUACCACAACAGCUCCUGGACAGAUGUCACUGGAACAAAGAAGUGUUUCUCUCAACAUUACAGAUGGGUCUCCAGCAGGACAUCCAGCAAAGAGAGAGAAGUCAGAGGCCUUCUUGGAAAGUUUGGGUCCAAUAAGUGGAAGUUUUGAGGAAUCUGAGGUAUACCCUUCAACACCAUUUGUAGAAAGCCCAUGUCAGUUUCCUCCAGCUGUCUCAAUCACCCAAACUACCACAGAGUCUUUUGAAGAUACACCCAACAAGGAAGAACAGCCUUCUGAUUCUAGAUUUGAACAUUUGGGCAGCCUCUCCGAGAUGCUGGACCUGGCCGGGGCCCCUCUGUCAGCCGAGAGGAAGGAGCUCGACCACCUGAGACGAAAAUCCAUGCCAUGCAAUGUAUCUGCUCUGGUGGAGAGUUCUUUGGCCAAGCUGGCCUUUGGGGAUGAAAUCCCAGAAGGGGCAGGAGAGGAAGGCCAGCUGGAGGAACUGGGUUACUGUGUCUUCAAUGAGUACACAGGGCCCAUGCCUUCACCUGCUGACAUACAAAGUCCUGGGGACUCGCCACACCAGCGUUUUCCUUCUGAGGAGAGUGAGGUUGAGGAGGAAACUGGCACCAAGGUAGUUGAAGAUGUCCAAAAAAGACUUCAACAACAAGAUUGUAAAGGAACUAUCCCUGAGAUUUCUCAAAAGACAGUUCUUGACAAGAAAGAUUCCCCAGUGAAGUCUUCCCUGAUUCUUGAAAAAGCUGUGCCAAGCGGAAUUAAACCGGAUCGUCUAAGAAUUCCAAUGACUUCUACAAAAGACAGACUGACUGAGUUCCGUUUGGAGACUGGCCUCCCCGGUGACAUCAAGAUCCAAGCAAUACCUGAGGUAGAGAUUGAAAAAGAUCCCUCCAGAGAGGCAUCUCCUAUCCCGCCAGACAGCUCUUUUACUUUCAGUUCUUCAGAAACUGGAAUCAGAACUCCAACAACCCCCAAAUCCCCAGAUGAUACAAAAUCAGCAGCCUCCGAAGAGGAGGUAAGGAAAGACCUCUCACCAGAGGUCAAGACAGAAAGCAAACAAGAGUUUGGGAAGACGGAUGAUCAGUCAACAAAGUUAGAGAAGGCAUUAGAAAAAUCUGUACAGAGGGAAUCUGAGGAAACCAGUGAUGACCAAGGAAUGGCUGACAAAGAACUACCAGCCACAGCAUCAUCGUCUUUAGAAGAAGGUGCAAAAGAAGGCGACCAUGGGAUACCCAUGGUAUUAGAAGGAAUGGCUGACAAAGAUAUGCCAGCAAAAGCAUCAAGGUCUUUAGAAGAAGGUGCAAAAGAAGGUGACUGUGGGAUACCCAUGAUAAUAGAAGGAAUGACUGACAAAGACAUGCCAGCCAAAGCAUCAAAGUCUCCAGAAGAAGGUGCAAAAGAAGGCGACCAUGGGAUACCCAUGAUAUUAGAAGGAAUGGCUGACAAAGACAUGACAGCCAAAGCAUCAAAGUCUCCAGAAGAAGGUGCAAAAGAAGGUGACCAUGGGAUACCCAUGAUAUUGGAAGGAAUGGCUGACAAAGACAUGACAGCCAAAGCAUCAAAGUCUCCAGAAGAAGGUGCAAAAGAAGGUGACCAUGGGAUACCCAUGAAAUUGGAAGGAAUGGCUGACAAAGACAUGACAGCCAAAGCAUCAAAGUCUCCAGAAGAAGGUGCAAAAGAAGGUGACCAUGGGAUACCCAUGAAAUUGGAAGGAAUUGCUGACAAAGACAUGACAGCCAAAGCUUCAAAGUCUCCAGAAGAAGGUGCAAAAGAAGGCGACCAUGGAAUACCCAUGAUAUUAGAAGGAAUGGCUGACAAAGACAAGACAGCCAAAGCAUCAAAGUCUCCAGAAGAAGGUGCAAAAGAAGGUGACCAUGGGAUACCCAUGAAAUUGGAAGGAAUUGCUGACAAAGACAUGACAGCCAAAGCUUCAAAGUCUCCAGAAGAAGGUGCAAAAGAAGGCGACCAUGGAAUACCCAUGAUAUUAGAAGGAAUGGCUGACAAAGACAUGACAGCCAAAGCAUCAAAGUCUCCAGAAGAAGGUGCAAAAGAAGGUGACCAUGGGAUACCCAUGAUAUUAGAAGGAAUGGCUGACAAAGACAUGACAGCCAAAGCAUCAAAGUCUCCAGAAGAAGGUGCAAAAGAAGGUGACCAUGGGUUACCCUUGAUAUUAGAAGGAAUGGCUGACAAAGACAUGACAGCCAAAGCAUCAAAGUCUCCAGAAGAAGGUGCAAAAGGUGACCAUGGGAUACCCUUGAUAUUAGAAGGAAUGGCUGACAAAGACAUGACAGCCAAAGCAUCAAAGUCUCCAGAAGAAGGUGCAAAAGAAGGUGACCGUGGGAUACCCAUGAUAUUAGAUGGGAUAGAAAAGCAAGAUCGACCUAAAACUGGUCAGGAUUCUGGUACUAAGAAGCCUUCAGAAGAGAAAUUACAAGAAGUUAAAAGGGAUAAAGGUUUAUCGAAGCCUCAAAUAUCCUCCCCAGUUAUCAUCAUACCACAAGCACAAGUAGAAGAAGAAGCAGAUGAAGACGACGAUAUAGAGAUUGCUGAAGAGCCUCAAGAGAUGAUGGAGGAACCGGAAGUGCCUGCAUCUACAGAGUUAGACAAAGCAGUUCGAGAUGUCAAGGUGGUAGAGCAAAAGAAAGUAGAGGUGAUGCUGAUGGUAGAGGAUCAUUUAGUGGAUGACGAUCCCAAGUCUGGAGCAGAGGAAUGGAGUCAUAGUGCCCAAAAUAGUGAUGGGGAGCCUGCGACAGACAGUUCGCACUUGUCUCCAUGCUCGGACCAUGAUCAACUGGACAGUGGUAGAAAUGAAGGAAUGGGAGAAGAUAAAGUAGAACAAGUAGGCAGGCUUGGAGGGAAGGAGGAGGAGGUUAAGGAGGAAGAAAAAGACCAACCAAAGGACAAAGAAGUGGAGGAAGUUUGCUCCAAUAAGGUACUUGAAGAAAGGGAAUACAAAACCAAAGAAGAAGAGGAUAAGAAGGAGGAGAGAGGGGGUGAGGAUGUUGAGGAGAGAGAGAUUGAGAUUGGUCAGGAGGUAGAAGAGACCUCAGAUGUUAUAGGCCACGCGUCAAACGAUGAAACCACGAUGGACGUCUCCAUCCUAGAUACUGACAGUGGCUGGAUGGAUGCGCAAGAUGAUGACAAAAGUAUUGUGACAGAGCAAAUCGAAGCUCUUCCUCAGAUCCAGAGUCCAACCAGACCACCUGUGAUGGACAAACCCGCUAAACGGGCCCUUGGUAGAGGAAGAGGCCGCCCUGGUACUACUGAGAGUAAAGCCUCCCGCAAAGUACCCAUCCACCAUCCACCAAGAGAGGAGAUCAAGAAGAAAAAAGUAACCAUGAGGAGGGCUGACCAGAGUAAGGUGUCAGCCCUCCAAAAUCGUUCUCCGUCUCGAAAGAGCGUUGGCAAAGUGACGGCCAGACAUCCUAGGCCUGCUCUGCUUCACGGCUCUGCUAGACGCAAGGCCACAGGUAUGGAAAGCCAUCAGCCCCUCAGUGUGGCCCACCAGUCCAGGGAGAGGACUACUAGCCCCACACGAGCUGUUCUGUUAAAGAUGGCAGUUCAGCGCCGGGCGGCUGAAUACUCACCCACUCGGCCCAGCUCUGCUUUUAGCAUAAAACGGAUCCCUCUGGACGAGGCGGAGUUUAAUGAAGUCCGCCCCGCCUCUGCAUGCUCCCGCAAGGCCCCACAGUCAAAAACAUAUCAAGAGCAGGAGAGAUCAUACCGCAGCCCUGAGAAAAGGUCGUCCCUGCCUAGGCCUGCCAAGUCUCUGACACGCCACAUCCCUGCUGCCGAACAGGAAGACAACAGCACCCCCUCUAGGCCAACCUCGUUCCAGUCCAGAGCGGACACCAGGUCUGGAAGAACUCCUGGUAUGGCAGGCACAGAAUCAGCACGUUCCCGAUCAGUCCGCAGCGGCGCCUCCACCCCCGGCUCCUCUGCCGUCACACCUGGCACACCCCCAAGCUACUCCUGCCGCACACCAGGCUCUCGCACCCCUGGCAGCCACACGCCCAAGUCCUUCAGCGUCCUCCAGGAGAAGAAGGUGGCAGUGAUCCGAACCCCUCCAAAGUCCCCGUCCUCCGCCCAGCGGCAGCUGAAGGUUCUUAAUCAGCCUCUGCCUGACCUGAAGAAUGUAAAGUCCAAGAUCGGAUCCACCUCCAACCUCAAGCACCAGCCGAAGGGCGGACAGGUCAUGAUCCCGAGCGUCAAACUGGACUUCAGCCACGUUCAGGCUAAGUGCGGCUCCCUGGACAAGAUCCAGCACAUGGCGGGAGGCGGAAACAUCCAAAUCCAGACCAAGAAGAUUGACUUGAGCCAUGUCACCUCCAAAUGUGGCUCCAUGUCCAACAUCCACCACAGACCAGGGGGAGGCAACGUGCGCAUCGAGAAUGUGAAGCUGGACUAUAAAGACAAGGCCCACGCCAAGAUUGGCUCCCUGAGCAACGCCAGCCACACUCCUGGAGGCGGGAAUGUCAUGAUUGAGAACCACAAGCUGUCCUUCAGGGAAACAGCCAAAGCUCGGGUGGAUCACGGCGCUGAAAUCAUUGUCACCCACUCCCCUGGUGUGGAGACGGGAGGAACCUCUCCUCGUUUGUCCUCCGCUGGCAGCAUCAACCUCCUGGAAUCGCCGCAGCUCUCCACGCUGGCCCAGGAUGUCACCGCCGCCCUCGCCAAGCAAGGCUUAUGAGCUGUCUGCCUCAGAUCCCGUCUUAAUAAAUCCACACCAUCACUCCUCUUCUCCUAUCAUUCACUCAUCCAGUGUUCUCCCACGGUCCUCAAACACAACACAAGCCCUCCACUGAUCCCACAGUUGUAGUUGAUUGACUUCCUCGUCUAUCAACUUCUUCUCCAGUCCUUCCAGCAGGAUUUCAAAAACUGAAAUAUUCUUCAUUCACCCCCUCAAAAAAGGGACAUGCCCAGCCACUUUUAUUUCUUUUUAUUUCUCCUUCACUAAAAAUAAGGACUUUUUUGUUCUAGCUAGCUUGAAUGCUGAAGAAGAUUUGCGUGGCUGUUUUGUCUGAGAAGGUAUUGAAGGGUUUUUACGAUUGUACAGCGAUUUUUUUAGCGUGAAAAGCUUCACAUUCCACUUGUACUGGAAUACAACUCAACUCAUGCAUUAUUUCUAUUCAGAAUUGCUAUGGUACCAUGACGCAAGUUUUGACAUGUGGUUCAGAGAAUGGCUGAUUAGCAUGUAUGCUAACGCGACGACACGAGCUUUUGUUUGUUCAUUGGUUGGUUCAUGAUUUCAUGAUAUGUGCUGAAUUGUUGGACAAAUUGUGUUUUCUUUUUAUAUAUAUGUCACUGUAGUGGAAGUUGUUACAGUUUUUGUAUGUUCCCUGUGGCUGAACUGGCUUAUUAGCACGUAAGCUCAUGCAGUUGUGUUGCUAAGAGGCUAGCUUUCUAAUAGUUAUGUUUUUGCAAACCAAUUGGCUGCACUUUUUCUCAGUUUUUACGUUAGCUCUGUGGUUUUAUUAGGCUAAACCAAUGCGGUUAUGCUGGCAUGGCAAAUAAAUGCUAAAUGAAUUAGAUCUAUUUGGAGCAAUCUUAAAGUUUUCGGUAUGAGUGGGUGCAUUUUAGUGAUCAAGUUCAGAUCCACAGAUUCCCUUAAAGGCCCUGCGCCCUUUUAUUCCUCUUGCUGAGUUGUACAAAUGUUUUUGAAUGGGGAACAAAGCCGAAAGAUGAUUUGAAAAGUGGAAGCUUUAUAUGAAAACAUUCCAGUGACGUAGCAGCUACCAGGCCCUUUUCAUAGGAUUGAACUUUUCUGUAAGUGAAGCAGAAAUGACCUUCAGAACUUGCAGCUGUUAGAAACAAUAUAAACAAUGUUAAUAAAAGAAAAAAACAAUCUCUGCUCACCAUUGUGAAACUCCUCUGCCUCCCCCCCGGUGUCGGUUAUCCCUCCAGUGUUUUCUGUGCUUCCUAUACCCUUGCCUCCCUCCUCCUGCGGACCCCAUUUUGCCUGUGUAAGUGUAUUUAAAAGACCAUGUAGAUGUGUGCACACUUUUCCGAUGUUUGAGACAUACUGAUGACAAAUGCUCCUACAGGAUGAUGACAACAGAAAUAAAGAAAAUAAAAACCGGUUCA
Messenger RNA from Cheilinus undulatus (humphead wrasse), 7161 nucleotides. RefSeq names its product microtubule-associated protein 2-like. The transcript has 17 exons. The record is from RefSeq and is a predicted model, not a curated record. Gene Ontology annotation, molecular function: microtubule binding. NCBI's taxonomy places the organism in Eukaryota, Metazoa, Chordata, Actinopteri, Labriformes, Labridae. Gene Ontology annotation, cellular component: neuron projection. Gene Ontology annotation, biological process: microtubule cytoskeleton organization; neuron projection development. Bases 236 to 5767 code for a protein of 1843 amino acids.